Loa loa (African eye worm) is the source of this 555-nucleotide messenger RNA. RefSeq lists its product as hypothetical. Lineage: Eukaryota; Metazoa; Nematoda; Chromadorea; Rhabditida; Onchocercidae. The record is from RefSeq and is a predicted model, not a curated record. The coding region runs from base 16 to 318 and encodes 100 amino acids. The transcript is spliced from 3 exons. Gene Ontology annotation, biological process: positive regulation of transcription by RNA polymerase II. Gene Ontology annotation, cellular component: nucleus. Gene Ontology annotation, molecular function: transcription coactivator activity.
UUUCAUGUCGAAAGAAUGACUAUAGGGAAAAUGUCACUAACGUUUGCGGGGAGCGCACAGAGUGGGGCGAGACCGGACAAGGCCACGAUCCAAAAAAUGCUAGAUGAGAAUGGUCAAUUGAUUAGAGUUAUCGUGCGAUACCAGAACAUGGGGAGAGCAAAUGAUGCUCUCCAAUACCAGCAACUCCUUCAUCGAAACCUUGUCUACCUCGCUUCAUUAGCAGAUGCUAGCAUUCAGCAGGAGCUUACGCGGCAGAACGACAAUAUAAAAAAGGAGGUUGCAAGGCAAGAUCUGAACUCAAAUCAACAAAAUAAUUAGGACGAAUUAUUCACAGCUCUAGGUAUCACAUUCAGUACUUGUACAUACUUUUAUACUUUUCUUAAGACUCUCAAUUUUGAAAUUUGAUCGGACAGGAUCAUUCGAAAAGGAUAAUUUUGUUCUACUCAUUCCAUCUUUCAAUUUGCUAGUGUUUUUUAACAAUAUGAUCGCUGUUUUCAAUGUACUGUUUGUGCUUAUGACAGAACAAACAAAUGAGUGUGUAAUUUUGUACCAACG